Molecule: messenger RNA, 516 nt
Organism: Symbiodinium natans
Lineage: Eukaryota; Dinophyceae; Suessiales; Symbiodiniaceae
Source: the annotation of a GenBank genome assembly
AUGCUCUACGGCGUUAUUGAGCCAAAGGGCAACAGAAACCUUUGCGCCAGGCAUGCGAAAAGCUGGAAUCUCCAGCUCCAGGCGUACGAAAAGCUGGAAUCUCCAGCUCCAGGCGCGCUUUUGGCCCGCGAAAGUGUGCCAGGGGAUGCCGGCGGCCUUCGAGACGAAGGGGUGCUCUACGGUGUUGUAGAGCCGAAGGGCAACAGAAACCUUUGUGCCAGGUUGAACCAGGGCGCCUGUUGCCACACGAAAUGCGACAACCCGCACAAGUGGGCUGGGUUCACACUCACCUACUCGAACUGCCAGGUCAUCGAGGGCAAGUACGAGAUUGACGGAAAGACGAUGGCCACGGAGGACCUCAUCUUCAACGGCUUUGACCUUCCCGACAGCAGUUAUGUCUGCCGGGAGGUCUGCGAUAUUGAAGGGUACAAUCAUCGCCAUUCAGGAGUGACGGUGUUCCGCAGUGGUGGCGACAAGAGCUCCCAGCCCGUUUGUGCCUUCAUCCAUCUCAGGUAG